AUGUGCCAAGCUACCACCCAAGAUGCCUGUUUUGACCACAUAGAACAGGUCGUGCCAGAAUGCUCGGCCGUACUCACCGGGUACCAGGCAAUAGGGAUUCAUGUCGAUCAUAGGGAUAUAGCGCGAUUUGGUGCCAUGGCCGGUCCGGGCUCCAUCGGCCUGUCAAAUGAACUGCAGAGUUACUGGUCAAUUGUUGAUCGCGAGAGCGGAACAGUUCCCACCGUCGGCAUUUCUGUAUGUGCUGCCGACCCGACGGCCAUGGCGACCCCCAAUGCUGCGGGCUCCUCUCAGCAACCCCACGUACCCGCCGAAACCCAAGCCGGCGAAUCUCCAUCUAGCACCUUACAUUCGGCCGGCCGCGACCAUGACUCGAUCCAGAUAUGUCGAUGGCGAACAGCACAGUACCACGACCAAGAAUGCGCUCGAUACUUCGACUGCCCUUCCCACGUAGUUGAACGGGCGCUAUCGGACACAGAACAGAGACCGGAAUUCGCACAGGAAGAACACCAGGAACAAGAAAAUGCGGAACAUGAAGAAGACACCGACGAAGAUGAUAUCCAAGACGCCGUCUCACUGCUUAGUGAAGAUGGUGAAGGGGAGGAUGACCAUCGAAUCGCUCGAUCUCCUUCGCCAGAGAUUCAGGUUCCAGCAGCCGAAGUGACAAAUAUCGCGGCGGAGGCUGGUGGAACACCUGAAGUGCUAGGGACACGGCAUGAAGGCACAGCAGUGAGCUUGAGCAGUGCAAUUGCACCGGGUGACAGCUUGCACUUUCCAAGGCCAUUGGCGGGAAGAAGUGGGAGCGGGGAAGUUCAGAAUACACUGCCUGUAUCCCCGGUUCCUCAACCUCUGCUGAGAAAUGAUGGGACCGUUCCUGGAUCGCAGGCUGCCAACACUUCCGCUUCCAGCCUCGCUUCUGUCACGAGCCCGAGUUCAAUGUCACCCCCUACUAUCUCGACGCCCAUGGAACGCGUCCGCUCGGGGGUGGUUUUGCCAAGGUGGCAACCGGACUCUGAACAGACAUAUUGUCCAAUUUGCGGCACACAAUUCAGCAUCUUUGUUAGGAAACAUCAUUGCCGCAAGUGUGGCCGGGUAGUCUGCAACUCGUGCUCGCCACACCGCAUCACGAUACCUCACCAGUAUAUUGUCCGGCCGCCGGGCGCCCCGCGCCCUCUCUCUCAAGGGCCAUCACUUUCCCUUCUAGACAGCCAAGGGUGGUACCCCGAUUUUGGCGGUGGUGAGAGAGUUCGGCUGUGCAACCCCUGUGUCCCCGACCCGAACACAGCGCCACCCCAAGAUCAAGUGCACCAGGCAAGGUCGCGGAAUGAGUUGAGCUCACCCACGCGGGCUGACAACUCCCCAUCCUCUAUGUGGGGCUUCAACCUCGGCCCAGGGGUUACAAACGACACUCAAACGAGGACCCGAAGCGUUACCUUGCAACCUGGGCACUCAUCAUCCGCCCGGCCGCAGGUUCCACCACUUCAACGAAACGAGGCUCGCAUCCUCUGGGGGACUCCCCCGGCAUACUACCGAUCUCCCCCUACUUCACAAGGGCCCCAGCCCUACCCCGGAAUGUCCGCGCGCUCCCGGCCAAUACACAAUGCCAGCGGCAGGCCAGGCCCCUCCACCGUCGCAGGACCCUCCUCCUCCAGUGCCACCCGCCACUUCCACUCCGUCGUCCCCCCGCGCCCCCAAAUCGCCGAGGAAGACGAGUGUCCCGUCUGCCACCGCGAGCUCCCACCACGCACGCUCCCCAACUUCGAGGCGCUCCGCGAGGCCCACAUCACCAGCUGCAUCACCUCCCAUAGCCGGUACGGCGGGUCCGCCGCGGCAUCGUCACCGAGGAGCGGCGACGACGACGACCCGGACGCCCUGCCGGCUGCGCCGCCGCGCCGCACAGGCAUGUUCCCCUACGCGGCGACAGAGAAGGACUGCGUCGACUCGGCCGAGUGCUCCAUCUGCCUUGAGGAGUUUGAGGUCGGCGUGGCAAUGGCGAGGCUUGAGUGUCUGUGUCGCUUUCAUCGGGCGUGCAUUAAUGCCUGGUGGGAGAGGCAUCCCGGGCGGUGUCCGAUGCAUCAGCAUGACGGGCUGGGGUAUUAG
Molecule: messenger RNA, 2097 nt
Organism: Chaetomium globosum CBS 148.51
Lineage: Eukaryota; Fungi; Ascomycota; Sordariomycetes; Sordariales; Chaetomiaceae
Exons: 6
Coding region: 1-2097 (698 amino acids)
Molecular function (GO): metal ion binding
Source: RefSeq, a predicted model, not a curated record